Drosophila grimshawi is the source of this 1191-nucleotide messenger RNA. Its product is annotated as U5 small nuclear ribonucleoprotein 40 kDa protein. Bases 77 to 1120 code for a protein of 347 amino acids. The record is from RefSeq and is a predicted model, not a curated record. Gene Ontology annotation, molecular function: RNA binding; protein binding. Gene Ontology annotation, cellular component: catalytic step 2 spliceosome. NCBI's taxonomy places the organism in Eukaryota, Metazoa, Arthropoda, Insecta, Diptera, Drosophilidae. The transcript is spliced from 3 exons.
GAGUUGGCAGCACUGCCAUUUGUUUUUGGCCGUCGAAAAAUUGCUCGCAAACGUUUAUAACAAUUUUAAAGUUAAAAUGGCCACAAAACGACCCAAUAAUAGUGUGGUGCUUGCACAGGACCCAAAGCGCAGUAAAAGCGAACUUAUUGCAUACACAAAUCGCGAUAAGGCGCUGCUGGAAGCGGGCGUGCGUCGCACUUCGAAUCUGGAGGCGCCCAUAAUGCAGCUGGAGGGACAUGAGGGCGAAAUCUUUACCACAGAAUUCCAUCCGGAGGGGGAAAUGUUGCUCUCUUCCGGUUUCGACAGGCAGCUGUAUAUCUGGCAAGUGUACGGGGAGUGUGAGAAUAUAAUGGCCAUGUCUGGUCAUACGGGCGCCGUAAUGGAGGCUCACUUUACGCCGGAUGGUUCGCACAUUUUCACCUGCUCCACGGAUAAGACGCUGGCCAUUUGGGACAUUGUGACGGGUCAGCGAGUGCGACGCCUCAAAGGACACACGAACUUUGUGAACAGUGUGCAGGGUUCGCGGCGGGGUCAGCAGUUGUUGUGCUCCGGCAGCGAUGAUCGCACCAUACGCAUCUGGGAUGCGCGUAAAAAGCAGGCUGCCCAUUGCCUGGAAUCGCCCUUUCAAGUGACAGCGGUUUGUUUUGGCGACACCAGCGAACAGAUCAUCUCGGGUGGCAUUGACAAUGAGCUGAAGAUUUGGGAUAUACGCAAGCAGCAGGUGUUGCAUCAUUUGCGCGGACACACGGACACCAUUACGGGUCUGUCGCUGUCGCCGGAGGGCGAUUUUGUGCUCACCAAUGCCAUGGAUAACACGCUGCGGGUGUGGGAUGUGCGUGCGUAUGCGCCCGGCGAGCGUUGCGUCAAAGUCUUCCAGGGACAUCAGCAUAAUUUCGAGAAGAAUCUUUUGCGUUGCGCCUGGUCACCGGGCAGCGAUAAGAUUAGCUCCGGUUCCGCCGAUCGGCAUGUGUACAUCUGGGAUGUGAACACCAGGCGCAUUCUCUACAAGCUACCCGGGCACAAUGGCAGCGUUAACGAUGUCGAUUUCAGUCCGCGUGAGCCACUGAUUCUCUCCGCCUCCAGCGAUAAGACUUUGUACCUGGGCGAAAUCGAAGAUUAGUCUGAGCUCCACUUUUUAAGCAACAACUAUAGCUAGUUUUAAGUCCAAAUAAAGUCGAUGGAAAAAAGCUA